Molecule: messenger RNA, 2705 nt
Organism: Cryptomeria japonica (Japanese cedar)
Lineage: Eukaryota; Viridiplantae; Streptophyta; Pinopsida; Cupressales; Cupressaceae
Product: auxin response factor 2B-like
Exons: 4
Coding region: 33-425 (130 amino acids)
Source: RefSeq, a predicted model, not a curated record
UCAAGGGCUCUCAAACUACAACUAUCGAGAAAAUGGCAACAGCAAGGAGAACUAUACAUUCGACAGAGUGGUUAAUUGGAGAUGCGGCCAGAAAAUACUCGGUGCAAUGGGAUGAAAUCUCAAUAGUUAGCCGUCCAGAAAGGAUCUCACCAUGGGAAAUUGAGCCAUUUGUGGCUCUAGUUUCAUUGAAUCCUUUGCCUGCAGUGCAGAGCAAGCGACCUAGAGCGAAUACACUUCCAGUGUCUCCAGAUUUUUCAAUUCUGGGUUCAAGUCAGGCCUCUAGUGAUUCUAUGCAGGUUCCUACUUUUACUAGGGUCUUGCAAGGUCAAGAGGCAAGGACCUUGGGAUCUGGUGACAAUGAUGCAGAAAACACCCACAGUUCAAUGAUGUGGAGAUCCAAAUUGGAAGACCAACAGACGAUCUAGCAGUAAGAAGGGUGGGAUCUGAAUCUUGGUUGCACUUGCUGAAGAACCUAUUGCACUUUGCUGAUGGCUUUUCUGGUCUUCAGGGUACAGGUGAGGUAUUAGAGUAAUGGGAUUUUUUUCUACAAUAUUUUUUUAAAUUCUUUAAUUCAUGUAAAUUUGUUUAAGUCAAAUUUUUGAAGAUAAUCCAUCAUAUUUACCUCUUCAUUCAUUUAAUUAAAUUUGAUUUAAAAUAUUUUUUUAAAAAUAGAUUAUAAAUUAUGAAUUUAUCAUUUUCUUUGUUCAGUUGAUUUUUCCUUCUGCAUCAUUCUUUUAGAUACUUAAUACAAUCUAGGUUUGGGUAAAAAAUAGGGCUUUUACAAUUGUUGUCUUAAUUUUUUUAUAAUACUUCUAAUUCAUUUUGAUCAAUCUAAUUUUCAAUUGUCUGAUCCACCUUCUACCCACUAUAACAGACACCAUAAAAUUUGAUAGAAAUAAAUAAAAAUAAAUAAAUACUUAGUACAAUCUAGGCUGGGUAAUAAUGAGACUUAAUUUUGACAUUAUCUUUGACAUUUUCCAUACUUUCCUAAUUCCUAAAUUAUUUCAUCUACAAUUUGAAUUUAAAUUUUCUCAACAUUUUAUUUAUUUAAUUAAAUCUUAAAAAUUAACCUAAUUCUUUUACCCAUGAAUUUGUAUGAUCCACAAAGGUCAACAUUUCUCAUCAUGUUCUGAAUCUCACUUUAAAAAGUCUUAACAGAGCAGAUAAGUUAAGUCACUAUUACAUCUACAGUUUCAUAAAGUUUGAGAGUCUGUAUCAGUCUUCAACCCAAAAGUCCAUAUGAAACAUGCUUCACCAAAUGUUUUUAUUCUUUUGAGCAACUCUAUUGUUGAUUUUGGAUUUCAAACCUCUGGUAGCUUUCUUCUACUUAGUUUUCCAUAUCUACAUGGAUUGCAUAAUUCAGAUCCACAGUUUGACUGAGGUUUGAUUGAGUAUAAGUUUGUAGGUGUCCUAAACCAUAGAAGUUAUUCCAAACUCCUAAUAAGCCUCGAGUAAGUGUAGAAUGUAGUUAUGAUCUCACAGCUAAGAAGUCUAAUCCACUUAAUGAUGAGCUGAAGUCCAGUUAUUUAAUUAAAGUUUAUGGUCAGUCAUUUAUGAACUGUUUGUUGGACAGUAUAUUUGUCUGUAUUGUUAAUUUGGGCAGCAUUGGUAUGGUUUGUUUAUAUGUUUAUUGUUGGUCUGCAAUAUGUAUUUUGGAGGUCUUUGUAUUCUGUAAUCCUUAAUACAGUUAAGAAGUUUAUGAUUUUCAAGGAAAAUUACAUAAAUUGAGGCUAGUCUUCACAAGUUACAUCUUUCGACAAAGGCUAUCAAUCCCCUUGCCAUGCCACUAACACUGAACACUAAGUCUGCAGAGUAAUUCCUAGAGUCCAGAGUAAGGAUCUCAAUUGUUAUUGUGGUCUUAAGUUUACAGUUGCACUCAAUUUUCAUCCCCAGUUUUUGCCUUGCUUUCCUUUUUCUAGUUCAAAUUCUGUUUUGGGUUGUUCCUGGAAAAUAUUUUUCAAUUAUGUUUUCAAAUACUUCAUUGUUCACCAUUUCCAUGGCUUCCCCAUUCCUUUAGACAAGAAUUGUAAAUGUGUUCGGCUUUGUAUAUUAACAGCUGACACAUAGAAGUGUUAUUUUAGAGUUCCAUUUGUUGAUUAAAUAUAUCUUAAAUUUUUUUAUUAAAUAGAUUUAUAAUCUGAUUAUUUAAAGGUUUUAGUGCAUCUAAAAGAUUCUGCAACAUUGAGUAAAUAUUCAUAUAUUUCCAUUAAAAUUAUUUAUUGAAUUUUUUUAUGUUAGUUUUAUUUUAAUAAUAGUAUAUUUAAUUGUUGUAUAUUCUAUUGAUAGAGAAAUUAAUAUAAAUUUAAACCAUGUUUGAUGUUGAGUGUUUGACAUGAUGGUUCAGAAAUGUUUGAAAUCUUGUAAUUGACUAUAAUGUAAUAUUUGAUAUCUAAAACUGGAGCAAAUGUUGCUUAAUCAAUUGUUGAAAUGGGCCUUCUUCAAAAUGUAAUCUAUAAAUUGAAAUGUUUGAAAUCAAUCGAUGAAAUGUUUAAAAUCUUGUAAUGGACUGUAAUGUAAUAUUUGAUAUCUAAAACUGGAGAAAAUGUUGUUUAAUCAAUUGUUGAAAUGGGUCUUCCGUCUUCUUCAAAAUGUAAUUUGUAAAUUGAAAUGUUUGAAAUCAAUUGUUGAAAUGUUUGAAAUCUUGUAAUGAACUGUAAUGUAAUAUUUGAUAUCUAAAACUGGAGAAAAUGUUCCUUUUAAAUCAA